UGUUUUUGCGGAACUACUAAAUUCAAACCUGAGUUCAUUAUUCUUCUUUUUGUCCGUGGCAAAAACUCAGCUGAUGAACGUGACGUAACAUUUCAGGGAAGCAACAGGCUCGCGAAUUAUUUCACCACGACAACACUUCUAUAUUUGAAAUAUCUUAUUUCUUUCGCUGUUUGCACGUUCUUAAUGGAGUUCCUGAAAUGCUUCGUCGGCCGUCUCCGACCCCACUUUCUUGCCGUUUGUCAGCCUGAUUGGUCUCGCAUGGAUUGCACGGACAAGGAAUAUAUUCCUGUGUCAGAAACGUUCUGUACGAAUCCUGACACAAGGCGAAUUCGUACGGCUAGAACCUCGUUUCCAUCAGGGCACACUGCGGCCGCUUUUCACGUUUGGAUCUUUCUUGUCAUAUAUUUGUGCAGAAUGGCAAGGAUCACAGCGAUUCCAUCUUUAUACAAAACUCGCAACAUAUUGUUAGCGAUCUUCACGGGCUGGACUGGAUUUACCGCAAUAACCAGGAUCACUGAUUAUUGGCAUUAUCCAAGCGAUGUUCUCGAGGAGUUACAUCUGAAAGAAGCAUGCAAGCAUUUUGAAGCUUUAUUCAAUCGUGUUAAGAAGAAAGAAGAGUUUGUCGACUGGAUUCACACCACCUAUUGUGAGGGUGAAGACUGCGCUAAACCAAUGUUCGUGAUUGAUUCCAUAAGCAAACUGCGUGAGAUAGCGGACCACAUAAAAGCGAAGGUUCACGUUGACUGCUUUUUGUAUGAUGAUCAUUCAAUGCAGGCAAUGAUUGCUGCAGGAAAGUUGCAACGGAGAUUCUGUGUUGACUGUGGUUCCAGAAAUAUCAAGGAUUUAAACUUUAUAAGUCACAGCCUAGCGCACUGUCAGCUAGAGUUCAUCUUCACCCAGCUUGUUCCUCUGAAAUCACAACCGGAAGGAUUUCGUGUCUUAGAUAUCGGUUCUCGUCUAGGAGCAGUCAUAUAUGCAGCCUCCUUGUACGGUUGCGGAAAGGUAUCGGUAACCGGAGUGGAGCUUAAUGAGGAGCUGGUUAAGCUUCAAGAGGAGGUGAUCAGUAAUUUCAACCUG
This is a messenger RNA of Ostertagia ostertagi, 1077 nucleotides long. NCBI's taxonomy places the organism in Eukaryota, Metazoa, Nematoda, Chromadorea, Rhabditida, Trichostrongylidae. The record is from the annotation of a GenBank genome assembly.